Molecule: messenger RNA, 1094 nt
Organism: Populus trichocarpa (black cottonwood)
Lineage: Eukaryota; Viridiplantae; Streptophyta; Magnoliopsida; Malpighiales; Salicaceae
Exons: 2
Coding region: 145-456 (103 amino acids)
Source: RefSeq, a predicted model, not a curated record
AGAGAAAUCAGUUGGAAGUCUCAAACUUCGCUUGCCUGAACUGUUCCGCGCUCUGUCAGACUAUGCUCAUGCCUGUUCUGAUUCUUAUGAGAAACUAAGGUCCAUCACACACUCACAGAAGAAUUCAAAUCACAGUCACGCAUAAUGAUGGAAAUGGCACUGUUCAAGAAAUGGGGUGGCUCUGGCAGAGAAACUAUCUAUCUGGGUAGGACUCCAGGUGUGAAGGAUGGUCCAAAACCAAGGUGGCAAGUGUUUUGGAGAAAAAUAAAUAGAGGCAAGAAGAAAAUAUUCAACGUGUCUCCCGUUACAUCGCAGGCUUCUUAUGAUCUAGAUGAAUACUCGCAGAAUUUUGAUCAAGGAACAGAUUGGGCUGAGCCAGAAAUUCUUUCAAGGUCCUUUUCUGCUAGAUAUGCUGACCCUUCAAGAAUUUUGCAAAAGAGUAGAACUGUUAGAUAAUUCAAGCAAGCUUGAUGUGUACAUUUUUUUUUCCAGUGCCUUUUUGAUCUCUGAAACCAAAUUCACCUUCUUAAUGUUUUCCUCUUCCUGGUUUUUGACUUUGUUCUUGGAAUGUUUCUCAAUCACAAGGCCGAAGUCCUGUUUUUGAGUUCACUGUGAAGGCAUAUGACUGAUGAAUGAUGACUGAUAGCACUUCUUCAUGGAAACAUGAUCCAUAAGCAUAAGGGAAGUUUUUGUAUAGAAAUAGACAAACAAUGAUGUCUCUGUUUCCUUGCGUGUCUCGUGAUUCAUGUCCGUGUUCUUCCUGCUCUUUUAUCUUGCUUUCGGCAAUUAGUUGAGCCUAGGUUGUGGUCUCAAUACAAGGCAAUAGCACAAGACAAAAGCAAAGGAUUGAAAGUUUCUUUUUCCUACUCACUUUACUCACAAGUAGAUCAAGAUUCCUUUCUGAUGGCAGCUCUAGAUUUUCAACUUUUUACUGUUCUCAUGUGGUAGACAGCGUGACGGAUGCAGAGAGAAUCUUGCAGCCUCACUGCUUGUUUUCUUCAAAUUCUAGGCAUUAAUUGUUUAGGGCAAGUUCCCACUUCUUACUAUCUGGAUCAUAAAUACUACAGACAAAGGUUUUUGGUUUUGAACAAGUA